Messenger RNA from Linum trigynum, 4475 nucleotides. NCBI's taxonomy places the organism in Eukaryota, Viridiplantae, Streptophyta, Magnoliopsida, Malpighiales, Linaceae. The record is from the annotation of a GenBank genome assembly.
UCGACCUGUGACCCAUGAUAAAUUAUCCAACUCAGACUCAACCUGUCACGAGGCAGGUAUGAGAAUCAUGUACCCGCCGGCACCCGCCUCGGACCUGCCCACUACCAUUCCUAUAAUCUUUUUAUUUUCGACAAAAGAUAAUCUGUAUUGAUUCAAGAGAAGAAGUUACACCCUGGAGAUCAGCCAGGUCUCAAAAUCAAAGAAACGACUCAUGGUCGGGUACAGAGAAAGGGCUUUUCUAGCCACCAAAUGGGCUACCCUAUUACUACGUCGACCUAUGAACCGAAUACUCAGCCCCGAAUGGAUAUGAAAAUACUGCGCAAUCUCACCAAGAACAGCACCCAUCCGACUAUCACUAUGGUCACCUGCAUUAAUCUUGUCAAUGAUAACCUUGGCAUCCCCCUCAAACCGAAUAUCCAUGAAACCUAACCCCAGACACCAAACCACAGCCUCCCUGAGCGCAAGGAGCUCUACCAACAGCGGGUUAUCUAUGCCAGGAAACUGAAAUCCUCUGACCAUAUUGACUCCCCCUCCAGGGUAAAACAGAACCACCCCUCCUGCAGAAUGGGAUCCAUACCUCGUGGCACCAUUCCUAUAAUCAUUCUUUCGAAGAUAUACAUAUAUAUGUGGAAGGCACAAAAAUCAUUUGUGCUGCCAUGUUUCACUUUAAUUAUGCGCUGAUGGUUCCUACAUUGUUAUCCACAUAUAUGGAGAUGACAAAUACUCAACUCAUACCUCAAUAAAAAGAUAAAUUAAUAUACAUUGUUAAGAUCUUCCAUGACUCAAUUAACGUAUGUAAUGUCAUAUGAUCCUUUAUGACAUUAACCUCAAUAGAUUUUGAACGAAUAUGAUAAGUUUGUAUUGUUGCUUUAUUCUCUUUUAGAAAAGAAAAAGUAGCAAUGCAAAUCUCAAUUUUACAUUUUCAGAAAUCUACUAGAAUAUUGAAUAUACCUUUCUUCCCUUUCUUUUUUUCCAUUUUGAAAAUCUAUCAUUCAUAGCCAAGUGGAGAGUCUUCACCCCAAAAAAGAAGAGGGAAGUGGACUAGAAAGUAGAGACUCUCUCCAUCUCCGGCACUUAACUCCAAAGCCCAAGAACAUUGCCUGCCAACUCCCACCAAAAUAAAGAAGAAUUUAUUACUGAGAAAAAGAAAAUUAAAUCCAACUGACAGAGGACGAGAAAAUUCUCCCCCUUUACGCUUUUGCUUCCGUCUCUUCCACCUGAGAUCCGAUUCUCCGCUCUCUCGAACCCUAAGAGACAAAAAUUCCCCCCACCCCUUUCCAUCUCGGCUUCCCUAAACCCAGAAUUCGGGGGAACCGGUCGAAUGGACGAGAAGCAGAAGCAGCGGCCCGUUGUUGAAGAAGACCAGGUGGCGGAGGAGCAAGAUCGGAGCAGCGAGAGCGGCGGCGAGUACACGUCGGAGGACGAGGGGACGGAGGAUUACCGGCGGGGCGGGUACCACGCGGUCCGGGUCGGCGAUGCUUUCAAGAACGGGCGGUACGUGGUACAGAGCAAGCUCGGCUGGGGCCAUUUCUCCACUGUCUGGCUUGGUUGGGACACUCAGAAAUCGCGAUAUGUAGCCCUCAAAGUUCAAAAGAGUGCUCAGCACUAUACAGAAGCUGCCAUGGAUGAGAUAACUAUCUUGCAACAGAUAGCAGAAGGAGACCCAGAGGAUCAGAAGUGUGUGGUGAAGCUCUUGGAUCAUUUCAAGCAUUCAGGUCCGAAUGGACAGCAUGUCUGUAUGGUAUUCGAGUAUCUAGGGGAUAACCUUUUGACUCUUAUUAAGUACAGUGAUUAUCGUGGACUGCCCAUUCAUAGGGUCAAGGAGAUAUGCAUCAACAUUUUGGUGGGGUUGGAUUACUUACAUAGACAACUUUCCAUUAUACACACUGAUCUAAAGCCGGAGAACAUAUUGUUGCUAUCAAUGAUCGACCCCUCGAAGGAUCCCAUAAAGGCCAGGACUCCUCUCAUUCUUCCAAAUAGUAGGGACAAGGGUUCAGUAGAGUCUGCCGUCUCGAGAUUAAAUGGCGACUUGACUAGGAAUCAAAAGAAGAAGAUCCGAAGGAAGGCUAAACGAGCAGCUCAUGAAUGUGUGGAGAAGGAAGCUUCUGAAGCCGACAUGGACCGCGAAACAUCUGCAGCAGUGGAGGAAUCUUCUACUGCUAGAGGAAAACCAAGUGUCAAUCGACCAUCUGAUUCUCUUGAAGCAAAGCGGGCCAUUUUAGAAAGGCAGGGUAGUAAAAGGGGAAGCCGCACCACAAGACAGAACCUGCUUGCAUCAGCUGAUCUCAAGUGCAAAUUGGUGGACUUUGGGAAUGCUUGCUGGACGUACAAACAGUUCACGAGUGAUAUUCAGACUAGACAGUAUCGCUGUCCUGAAGUCAUCCUUGGAUCGAAAUACUCUACUUCGGCCGAUCUUUGGUCUUUUGCUUGCAUAUGUUUUGAGCUUGCAACCGGAGACGUGCUCUUUGACCCUCACAGUGGUGACAAUUUUGACAGGGAUGAGGACCAUUUGGCUCUAAUGAUGGAGCUGCUUGGAAUGAUGCCGCGCAAGGUUGCCUUAGGUGGCCGCUAUUCCCGGGAUUUCUUCAACAGAUUCGGUGAUCUGAGGCACAUACGCAGGUUGCGGUUCUGGCCACUGAACAAGGUUCUUGUUGAGAAGUACGAGUUCAGCGAGAGAGAUGCAAGUGAACUGACGGAAUUUCUGGUUCCCAUACUUGAUUUUGUUCCCGAGAAACGUCCGACUGCUGCUCAGUGUCUUCUUCAUCCAUGGAUCAACCGGAUCCUCGGUAGUUUACAGCCGAACCAAGCUCAGGAAACCCGGAAUUCCGAAAAGAAGAGGGACAAGGAUGAGAAAGAGGCCAUGGAGAUUGGCAUGGGGAAAAUUGCUAUCAAUGCGGAUAUGAAUGCUGCUGAUUCUUCCAAAGGUCUGAAGGUCGUGAGCCCCUUAUCUAAGUAGGGUUAUGCACUGUAUUAUCUACAACAGAGCGCAACAGGAAGCCCGGUUCUUGUGCAGCUCCGGAUGGGGUAAUGAUUUUUUGGACAGAGUUGGACGGACAUAUUUCUCAAAUUCAGGGUUGGGGGAACAAUUGUUCCCUGCGAGAGCAUCAUUGAAGUUUGUCUGCCAAUUAUCCUUGUAAAAUUUGAUGCUGGAAAACUGUAGGCAUUCUCAGUAAAAUGAACCUGCCUUUGUCCACAUUUGUUUAUGUUGUGACAUUGGGACCCUCCAAGUACAUUUGUUCUUCAAUCCUACACCAUUCUUUAUUUCUUUUCGGGGGAGAAGGUGCUGGCCCUUUCUAAUAGGGGUGAACAAACACACCCGCAAACCGACCCACCUGUUCAACCCGACCCAACUCACCCGUAUUUAUCACUAAAAUGAAGGUUUUGGGUUGGGUGAGGAUUUUAUUUUGUACAACCCGCCUCUUUUGGGUUGGGUUUGGAUUUUGGAUUACACAACCCGUAGAACCCGAUCCAACCCGUGUUCCAAAUAUUAUUAUGAGUUUGUAUCUAAAAAAUAUUUAUGUCGUAUAUAGCCAUACUUAUGAGAAAAUUAAGAUAUUUCGCCAUGUUUUUCUCUCAUGGUCUCCAUAAUCCAAUGUAUUCAUCGACUUAAAGUUUAGAAAUAAAUUGAAUAUAGUUACGAUUUAUGUAAUCCUUUUUCUUGUGUACAAUUUUAAUAGAAUAACUAUUAUGGUUUAUAAACUUUUUAGCGUAUUUCAACAAAUAUCGUGAAAAAACUAGACAUAUGUUGAACUAAAUCACAUUUUAUUAAAAUUCAAAUGAUAACUUUCACCUCGGUUUAUUCGUUUGAAAUUUUAAUUAGUUAUAAAAUAUUUUUAUGAUGUAGAAUAAUUAUAUAUUUUAUGUUGGGUUGGGUUUUACUUAAAAAUAUCGCAAACCCGACCCAACCCAAUUAGAAACAAACCGUAGAGUUAAAAAAAAAUUUGGUGGGUUUGGGUUUGAUAUUUUCUAAACCGUAGUACAUAGGUCGGGUGAUUAAAAUGGCUAAACCUGAACCACCCGACCCAUGUACACCCCUACUUUCUAAUACUCUUUCUCUCAUUUUCACUGUUCUUAGUUGGACUCCAUUUCCAGGCCCGACCCGACCCAACAAGAUCUCUUACCGGAUGAUGAAUAACAGUAACAGCUUCUCUCUUAUGUGACAUACCAAGUUGGCUUUUGGCUGUUUACAUGAAGAUAACGCCAGCAACACAAUACAAGUUACUAACGUCCUUAUGACCCCAAGAACGGACAAUGAAGAUAACGUUGGAAUCAAUAUUUUGAUAAGUUCUUCUUUGAUCUUAUCUAUUCAAUAAUUUUAAAUGAUCUUAAAGUGUUUCGAGUUAUUAGAAAGAAUCAUUUCAUAACACGAAAGCAGGAAAAUUGUUUCACCAAAUAGGAUUCUCUAGAGAGAGCUUCUGAUAUGCAGAUUUGGUUUGAUUGCAACCUGGAAAUGGCAAUGAAUGAAAUAUUGAGAA